AUGUCCACGAAGGCCUUCGAAGACCGCAAGCCCGACACAUUCUUUCGUCGCUCCCUGGGGGUCCUCGCCCUAGUGGCGGUGCUCUCGUUUGUCGUCUUCGUUCUGAGACCCCUGCGGUCCAUCAAAGGCCCGUUCUCCUUCGGCCCGAACGAGGCUUCGGCCAUCGGCUCCUCCGUGGAGGCAGGCGCCUUCCGCUACCGCUGCGACCAGGCGUCGGAGGACGCGCGCGAGGCCAUCGACUACUACGCCGACCCGUGCGAGGACUUCCACGCGUACGCCUGCCACCCGACUCGAGGCAGGGACCGGGGACAGGUCGAGGAAGAAAGAAAGACGCUGCAGCGCGUGCUGCUCGAGCUGUCCUCACGGAACGACAGAGAGCACGUGGCUACGCAAGCGGCCAUGCUCUUGAAGUCGUGCCUCGGGACGCCUCUCUCACUGGAGGUCCUGCUUCAGAAGAACAUGCUGGAAUUCCUGAAUAUCACUAACUUGACCAUGGAAUACACGUUUGUACACGCCGUUUUGAAAGGCGUGACGCAGCUUCUCGAGACGCCCAAUGACGUGCGCUCUAAGGCUAUCGACAAACUCGUGGGCGCCGACAGGGAGCUAGCGGCAGCUUUGACCGAGGUCGACACAUUUCACGUGACGAUAGAAGGCCUCGCGAGCACCACUGAAGGAGAUAUCGUCACAUCGGCCUGGCAAAAGAUCAUCGAGGCUUACAGUUUUCGCAGUGCGAACGUGUCAAGGUCAGCAGUAACUGUCAGGGUGGAAAUUCUGAAGAGAAUCUUCACCAUCCUCUUCGACAAACUGAACCCGCGUGAGGCAGCCAUCUACUCGAUGGCCCACGUGCUGCUUCCAAGUGAGCUGCUCGAAGUUCUGCUUGACGACAACCGCAAUGACGCCUGCUUCCGGCUAAUCGCAGACACCCUCGGCACGAGUUGGCAGUACCUCGAGUCUUAUCUGUUGGGCUUUUUCGACGAGAACCAUGAGGAGCAGUCCGUGGCCGACUCGCUCCUGUCUACACUUGAAAAGAUGCUUCGAGAAAACUACGCACCAGACAAAGAGAAAAGUGGAGCUGCUAUUGCCAAACUGAAGCAACUCAGAUUCGACGUGCUUUCAAUGGAGGGUCUGGCGAGCAACCUGCAGGACACGGCGUGUCGGGGCAACCUGAGCGAUCGCAGUCUUUACAGGAACGUCCUGCUAUGUCGAGGCUCUAGCCACAACGUAAGGACUGCAAAGAACGACGCAACACGCCGACGAGAAAGGUCUAGCCUUUCCACAACUACCAUUCUGCUCCCCGUCGAAUCCUUCAGGCCUUCCUCUUUCUGUCACGGACACGACAACCCGCUAAACUACGCCACCUUCGGAACGGACCUCGCUGCUACGCUUCUACGCUACGUAUCAGAACCGCUAGGCGGCGCUGCUUCGCCAACCUCAGAGGCGGGAAGGAGAGAAACCCUCAUCCCCGCCUUAACCACUAACAUCUCGGCGUGCCUCGCGAAAACGUCGACACGCCGGCCCCUCGGCAAAGUGCUGGAAGACAUAGCUUCGCAGACAGUCGCCUUCCAGGUGGCGCUGCAAGCCAGCAAAUCUCACGCGAGCGUCUGGACUCGCCUCGAGAAUGCAGCCGACGCACCGGCCUGGAAGCAGACGUACUUCGUCAAGUACUGCCAGAGACUGUGCAGCAAGGGCGCGUCUCACUCGUUCACCGCCGCGUUAGACGCGGUGCUCGUGUGCAACUUGGUCGUCAUGAACACUCCCGAGUUCGCACAGCUGUUCACAUGCGAGCACGGGGACCCGAUGGGCGGCACAUUCCAAGUGGCACAUAUCCCGGUGCCCAAGGUGGCGUCAAAGACGUUCAUUAAAGAGCAGCACAGGCUGAGUGACACAUUCCCAUUGCUCCAACAGGACGUGAAAGGUGUACUCCUGUUUGGAAUAUUCGUCACCAACGACCUCGUUGAGUUUGAAAUCCAGGACUACACCCUGGGCAGAAUUUUGGACCGUUUGCCAAGACUCCUGGCUAGCAAGCAUCGACUGUCGUACACGUCCGUAGCAGACGUCGUAGGGCUGACCUUUCGCAAGAUGAACGAAGGCAUCGGCGUCGAUUCGACAUUUGGCAGCUCGGUCGAGUCGAACCUGAAUGCCAUUUUGAGAAUGUCCCAGCGUGACCAGUAUGUGCUGUGCUUGCACCACAUCUGUCGUUUCUACGAGCCAUUUGCACAGAGGUUUACCGAAACAAUGAUGCUACAGCUGCCGCGAGCUCUGGCCAGCUUCAAGGUUGCCAUCAUGGAGGUCAUCUCCAUGGCCUGCACCCAGGUGGACCAACCUGUCCGGAAAUUGGAGGGACUCGGUUUCAUAGACAUGCUCGCUCAUGGUGAUGAAGCACUGCAGAAAGUGUCGCUCGAGAUCUGCGCCAAGCUUCCGACAGUCGCCACCGAAGACGACUGGCACGUGCUGCUCCCCGUUGUCUGCAAGCUGCAAAGUCACGCCAGCACCUCCUGCAGGAAGCUGGUGUACGACGUCUGCAUGCGCCUGUACACAAAGUACAGGUCCGAUAACGAUGCGGCGAAUUUGAUGAAACAGGCAAGGCGUGUGCUGCUGCUGGGCCUAGGCGACGCAGAUUUGCCAUUAAGGCUGUCGGUAGCAAACUUUUGGUGCCAAGAAACACAGCUGCCCCGUGCCACCAUAGAGCGCCUCAUCGCCUUACUCGUUGACAUGUACCUGCCUGAAAUGGAAGAGCAGUUUCUGUCAUCGGCCACGUUUCUGCUGCUGGAGCUGACAUCGCGCAGUCCCGACUACGAUCGCAAGGUCUUCCAGCAUCCCCUGUCAGAUUGCACUUUCGUGGACUAUACAGUGACGGGGUCCUGGCGAAGGCGCCACGCAGCAAUGACGCCCCUGUUUGCGGAGACCCUGUCAUUUAGUCAGACGCAGUCGUCGACCACGUCAACACAGUCCUCCACUGCAGAUGGCUCCACUUCACAAAAGCUGAGGGCCACGCAGGCGACACUGCAAUUCACGCCGACGCAGCAGGCAGGGGAGGCCAACACUUACAGUUGGCUUACGCAAAGUACUCACGAGCCCAGCCUACCUGCGCAGCAGAAGCAGCAGCGGUCCAUAACAAUCUUGCAGCUCUCUCCUGGCAGACCGGACCCUAACGGCAAGCACGGGGCCACUGCUACUGAGCGAGUUGACAGCCUGCGGCUGCUAAAGAGGAGGUUCUUGCGAGACGACGAUCAGCUCCGUCUUCAGCACAUGCGCAGGGAAGUUCGCCUUAAGGAAACACGCAAGAAACUUAAAGAAGAAAGGCAUGUUCGUCGUGAAGCGGAGGUGACCCUCUACCGGAGCUACCGCAUGGGUGACUUCCCAGACAUUCAGAUCUCGCACUCGGCCUUGAUAGCGCCCAUGCAAGCUUUGGCCCAGCAAGACCAGCAAGUUGCACAGAUGUUGCUCUCUGGGGUCGUCACAUCCGUGUUGCAUGAAUCGAGGCGAGAUGGGGCAUCGCUUUUCAAGCAGCGGGAGGAACUGUGCCAAGGACUGCAGAGGGCACUGGCUGGCAUCCUGGAAGGAAGCAUGCGGUGCUUCCCUCCACUUGUGGCUUUCGUGCAGGAAGUAGCAUUUCAGAGUGCAUUGGAUCUGAAGCUUCCAGUGGCUGCAGUCUCUAGAGCGUCUAUAGCCAGUGGCCACCAAAGCCUUGGAAUUCUUCUCUUGGAAGAAAUGAACCGUGCCAACAGCAUGUCAGCAUCGACCAAGGCACCACCGGCCAAACGAUCAAAGAAAGAGGAUCAUCCGGAACAGCAAAUGUGGAUGCAGCUAGCAGAGUUGUACAAGUCCCUCGGAGACUACGAUGCUGUACGUGCCUCCCUGGCUCUUUGCGAAGACGUCGGGCCAGAGGCAAAGAAGGCUCUGGAGAAAGAAGCUCAGGGAGACUUCCAGCAGGCCAGGGACAUCUAUCGACAGCUUGCAGAAAACAGACCUCCUGGCGCAGACGGCUUCACUUGGGAUGACGCCAUACUUCAGUGCUGCUGCCUUCUGGGCGAGUGGGGAGAACUGCAGAGCGAAAUCGAUGCAAGGCUCGAACAAAGCAACGCCUCAAAAUGGGACAGCCUCUGGGACGGAGGAUAUCGUCAGGAGCAUUACUUGCCACUGUAUGUAAAAGCCCGUGUCAAGAGCAUUCUCGGUGAAGACGGUGAUCAGCGAGACUUCCUGCGUGUUAUCCGGGAGUGGAUGGAGGAUUCCAGCAGGAAUCGCUUCCUGGAGGAAGAAUGUUGCCAGGAACUUGCUCUUUUAAGCCUGUCACAAAAGGACACUGGUCGUGCCGACUACUAUGUCAAGUGCCUCACAGAACAGUUUUUAGAGGAUUGGAGUAGCCUGAGCGUUCUGACGCCGACUCUCAUCGAAGGCAAGCUCGAGUGCCUACUCCCGCUGACAGACCUUGCACUGUACUUGAAGCACAGCAAACGUCACGAUGCAGACGAUCUGUUGUCAUGCUGGCGGUCUCGGCUUCCCAGCAACGCAGACUCCGUCCUCCUCUGGAACGAGAUUAUCACCAACAGGUGCUUCCUCAUGAAAUCACUCGGAAAACCCAUCCCCAAGGAGAAGGCACAGCUCCUGAAUGCCUUUGCCAAUGCCAUGUUACAGCAGGAGAAUGUGCCGACUGCACUCAGGUCCGUCGUCGAAAUUGAACAGAUGCGGCUUUCUGGGCAGCUUGGCGACUGGGCAGACUGGCAUUACGUGGAAACAUACUGUACGAUGCUCAGGAGGGCCUCGGAGAACGAGCCCCUGCCCAAGCAGGUUGCUGCUUACAUGCGGAUGCUUGAAAAAGUCGAUGCAGCUGCUGAAGGUACAGUGGUCGACAUUGUGCACAGUGUGAAAUACAAGAUGCUGAGGGGACAGCUGAUGUCUGGACUGUCGUCAGUCCUGAGGGCUGGCGGACAGAUGACUGAGGACCAGAAGGCAACGCUGAAACUUUCCAACGAUAAGCAGGCUGUCACGGCGCAGUCAAUAUGUGACGAAGCACUCCAUCAGCACCUCGCCGCCACUGCCGUGGAAGAGGCAUCGCCGGAGCUGAAAGCUGAUGCUCACCUGUGCCUGGCAGUUUUCUGCAGCGGCAUCUUGCAGGCAGAACAAAGUGGCGAGCCAAGUCUGAGACGGCGCGACGAGUGCCCACAAAUCCUGGUGGACGCUGUGCUGACCGCCAUGCGACUGGGUCACAGCCAAGCGCCCGACAUGUUUCCCCAACUCCUGCAGUUACUGCAAAAUCAUCCGUCCUGCGGAAAGGCCUUCAUUGCACAGUGCUCCAAGGUGCCCUGCUGGAUGUUCCUGCGUUGGAUCAAUCAGAUUCUUGCCCUCCUCGACAAGCAAGUGGGACCGUUCCUCUUUGACAUCGUUGACAGCGUGGCUCAUCACUACCCCAAUGCCUUAAUCUACCCUUUCCGUGUAAGCUCCAGUGCUUACACGUUCGAGUGCCCAAAGACAAAGAAAGCCUGUCAGAACUUCGUAGGCCGCCUGCAACAGGCCAUGGACAAGGUUCCACUUGUUAAUGAGUUCAUCAAGGCUUUGGAACUGCUUCAGUUCCCGGAUAUUGCAUUCAAGGACUGGUACGAGUCUGUGAAGGACGCCCUGAAUGAAAAGCAAGGCCCAGCAUCAAUCAAGGAGCUGUUCAAGAAAAUUGUCUCGCAGCUUUUGGUGUGCAGCCGUGAUUCCUCAAGUCGUUCCUCAUGGAGUCGUGUCUAUCAGCGCUUUUCUGAGAAAAUGAGAGAAAAAGUGAUAGACGCUUUUGGUGCCCAAGGUGAAAAGCUUGCUUCUAUGACACCAAAGAAAUUUCAAGAGCAGUACAACAAGAUCAUGAGUGGCUACAAGGCCGGCGAACCUCCAAAAGCACUAAAGGACAUCUCCCCUUGGCUCAGCCAUUUCAGCUCCCUGAACCAGGAGCACAGUUUGGAAAUUCCAGGCCAGUACACGGGCAAGGGGAGACCAAUGCCAGAGUACCAUGUCAAGAUCUUCGGAUUCGACGAAAGUAUCAGAGUGCUGCAGUCCAAGCAGCGGCCCUGCCGCAUCACCAUUCGCGGGGACGACGAGAAGGAGUACCGGUUCCUGGUGAAGACCGGCGAGGACCUGCGUCAGGACGACCGCAUCGAACAGAUCUUCAAGGUCAUGAACGACCUGCUCCAGAAGGACCCCGUGUGCCGUAGCAAGCACCUGCAGCUGGUGACUUACAGCGUGGUCCCACUGACACACAGGGUCGGACUAAUCCAGUGGCUGGAUGACACGAUGGUGCUAGAAGAGUUCCUCAGGCAAGGCCUGACAACUGAAGAACUGGAAGACAUAAACAGAGUUCCGAGCAGCUACAAGCUCCACGGUGUCGACGAUUACAUGAAGGCUUACGAAACUCAGUCCUGUCAGAAGGCAGCCAUGUCCCGCUACCAUGGCUGCCUGCGACCGGCCAGCAAGCAGUCUCUGCGGAAGGCCCUGCUCGGCCUCAGUUCGUGCCCGGAAGCCUUCUUCGCUCUGCGCUCCCGUUUCAUCUGUUCCCACGCAACAAUCAGCAUUGCUCAGUGGGUGCUGGGCAUCGGUGACCGCCAUCUUGGCAACUUUCUGGUUGGCACCAAAACAGGGCUCGAGAUUGGCAUCGACUUUGGCUACGCCUUUGGUGUUGCCACACAGUUUUUGCCCGUGCCGGAGCUGAUGCCGUUCCGGCUCACUGCCAUGUACACGGCCCUGGUUGAACCCUUCGACAAGGGGGGCACCAUGGCCUGCGCAAUGCACUACACCCUGCAGGCCUUGCGCAGCGGCUCCCGGUCGCUGCUCGACAUGAUGGAUGUCUUCGUGCAAGAGCCGACCAUUGACUGGCUGAGGUUUGCAAAGAGGCAGAGUCAGCUGGACAAAGAACAAAAAGGGGAGAAGAGUGGCAAGUCUACUGCUGCACUUGACUGGUAUCCACGACAGAAGGUGGACAUUGUUCGCCAAAAGCUGGAAGGACGCCAUCCGAGCUACAUCCUGCGUGAUGAAUUGAAACUCGGCAAGGGUAAACACUCAAACUUUGGGAACAUGGAGCGCAUCUGCCUCGGUGCCGACGGCCCCCAUGGGGCGAUCAGGCGCCAGUUUUCUGGCACGGACAAGCUCACGUCUCAGCAGCAGGUGGAAUGUCUCAUAGAACAAGCAACUGACCCAGCAAUCCUAGGAUUGACCUGGAAGGGCUGGCAGCCAUGGCGAUAAAAGUUUAAAUUUGUUAAAUUGAUUGUUUGUUAUAUAACACUUUAAUUGUCUGCAUAUGUCAUCACAUUAUGUCAAGAGUUCUCAUUGCAACAAUACACUUAUGUACAAACCGAGAAGACACAUUCAUGUCAUGCCUGUGUGGCCUUUUUGUUUGUGUUUGCCAAUACAAAUAAAAAACUGAAGAUGCUGAUGUGCUGAUUGUCAAAUGACAAUACCGUUCACACAUUGAAAGCAGCAAUUAGUGCCUUCGCAGUCCACAAGUUUCGGCUGGAACAAAUUUUUCUACCAAUUUUGAGACUUGCAACAAACCACAGCUCUAAAUCAUGCACUGCAUUAUCCGCAACACUUUUAUUUUUAAAUAUGGCAAUGUGUUUAGCCUUUCACUGCCAACUACAGUUUGUAGUUGCACGUCUGCCCAUUUACUGCUUGGCACGACUCUCUCGCCAAAAUGUUCUUCUGUAGUUAAGUGACAAAAAGGCUGGUAUACAAGUGCGGUGGCAAAACUGCCACAAAAAGCCCAGUCUGGGGUUCCUCACAAUUUUCUCACUGACAUUGACGCAAUUGCACCAUCGCCACAGCCUCCAGUUCCUCACAGACAACUUCAGAAACUAAUGAAU
This is a messenger RNA of Dermacentor silvarum, 7829 nucleotides long. Its product is annotated as DNA-dependent protein kinase catalytic subunit. Bases 1 to 7212 code for a protein of 2403 amino acids. Gene Ontology annotation, molecular function: DNA-dependent protein kinase activity; protein binding; metalloendopeptidase activity. Gene Ontology annotation, cellular component: nucleus. The transcript is spliced from 45 exons. Lineage: Eukaryota; Metazoa; Arthropoda; Arachnida; Ixodida; Ixodidae. Gene Ontology annotation, biological process: double-strand break repair via nonhomologous end joining; proteolysis; telomere maintenance. The record is from RefSeq and is a predicted model, not a curated record.